Molecule: messenger RNA, 946 nt
Organism: Acanthisitta chloris (rifleman)
Lineage: Eukaryota; Metazoa; Chordata; Aves; Passeriformes; Acanthisittidae
Product: regucalcin-like
Exons: 4
Biological process (GO): L-ascorbic acid biosynthetic process
Molecular function (GO): calcium ion binding; gluconolactonase activity; enzyme regulator activity
Source: RefSeq, a predicted model, not a curated record
GUACGAUGGCUGAAGAGACAGCACCAGGGGUCCGAGCGAGGCGGCAAGGCGCUCUCUAUACCCUUUUCCCUGACCAUUCAGUAAUAAAGCAGUUAGACCAGUUGGACAUCUCCAAUGGUCUGGACUGGUCCCUGGACCACAAGACCUUCUUUCACAUCGACAGCCUGUCAUACGCUGUCCAUGCCUUCAACUAUGAUGUGCACACUGGAAAGAUUGCCUGCCCCAAACUGUUGUACCAUCUAGAAAAGGAGGAGCAAAUGCCCGACGGGAUGUGCAUAGAUGCAGAAGGGAAGCUCUGGGUGGCCUGUAUUGAUGGUGGCAGAGUCAUUCGUAUAGACCCAGAGACGGGAAAAAGAAUCCAAACUGUGAGGCUGCCCACACCGAGGAUCACCUCUUGCUGCUUUGGUGGAAAAGACUACUCAGAAAUGUACGUGACAUCUGCAUAUGAUGGACUGGAUGAGGCCACCUUAGCCAAGGAACCUCAUGCCGGAGAGAUUUUCAAGAUAACAGGCCUGGGUGUGAAAGGGAUCCCACAGAAUUUCUAUGCUGCUUGAACAUUGACACUACAUGACAAAGAAGAAAUGCUUGCAUCUUGUAGUAACUCUGACCAGGAGAAGUGAAAUUAACUACAGAAUUUAUCUGUGUGAGGAUUUCUAAGCCCACACUUGAGAGUGUGCUUGUUUGGAAUUGAAGAUAUUUCUGUGGGCUCAUGUCUUGAUGCAAUAGGUUAGAGAGGUAAAGUUAAUGCGUUGCACCUUGAUAGCUUUUGUGACUUACCAUGAAGCUCUUCAAGCUCAAGCUUAGUUUUGUUGAACUUUCUGAUGACCAGCUCUGGAUUUUCAAGUCUGUUCAGUUCCUGAAGCAGAAUCUGACUCCUCAUGUUACAGUGAUGUACCAACAAUGAUCUGGCAGAUUUUAAUAAACAUUUUAAGAGUGAUGACUUGAA